CAAAGUCAUACAAAAAUAAUUUCCACAAUUUCGUUUAGAAACUUCCAUUUAUCAUUUCUAAACGAAAUUGUAGAAGUCAGCGAUAUUCAAAAUAGAAAGUUGUCGAGUAUUUGUCUAGCGGCGGGAGUGGCUUAUUAGAACUUAAAACGAAUUAUAUCCGUGCCCUAAACUUAAAAAUGGAUAUCAGCUACGACGAUGAAGUUGUUAAACAAUGCUUUAAAUGUAAUGAAUCUUUAGUUGACACCUUAAAUAUAGUUAAAAACUCGACGAACAGAACAAUAAUACUAUGGAACAAGUUUCAAAUAUUUGUGUACGAAGAAUUUGACUUUGGAAAACCGGCGAAAGCAUUACUAUUGAACUUUCAAAUACAAGAUUUAAUAUUUCAUGGGAACUAUUUGAUCUGUCUUGACUGCAGUGGGAAUGUGCAUACGACGUCUCUAAAGUUUAAAAAUGCAGCGCAAAACUCCUUCGUAUUUCCCUUUCAACCUCGUGAACGCAAUGUAGUGGCUAUCACACUGUAUGACGAUGAUAACGUGUUAUGCCUAAAGCAUGAGUCAAGUACUUAUUUAUUAUCGCUACAUAAGAUAAAUUCAGAGCUCUCAUUGUACAAUAAUGUUAUAAUCACAUAUAAAGAGCGAUUACCUCUGCAAAAAACAAACAAGUUCAAAAUGAAAGUCCAAGCUAUAACUGAAAACCAUUUGGAUAAUAUCAAAAAACUUUCUAAAGAAGUUUUUGUUAGUAGAAAUAAAUAUAAGCUUGUUGUUAUAAGUUUUGAUAACCUAAACAUUUUCGGUUGUAUUCUUUAUUCCAGUAUGACUGAAGAGUGUAUAACACUCAAAAAAAUAUAUUCUUGUCCUUCAGAAAUAUGUGAUUUACAAAUUACUGAAACAGGUGACUUGAAUAUUGGUCUAACAAUAGGCACUUUAUUAAGAAUAUCUUUAAGAGACCUACAGAACCCAGAAACAAUUCAUUUGAACAUUGCUAUAAACAAAUACUUAGUUUAUAAUGAAAAUAUAAUUUACUCUGAUGGAGAGUCCAUGUGGAGAGCGGAAAACCUAGGAUCAAAACACAUGAAAUUCAGUCAGCUUUUCAUAAGACAUGUUAAGGAUUUCAUAAAGCAUAGAGAUCAAAUCAUUUGUACAACAUUCAUGAAUUUAAUAUACUUAUUCUCAAUAGACAAUGAUAUAUCAAACUUAAAGCAACAAACUACUGAGGAAUAUUGUUCUGCAAACACAGUGUUGAAUCACUCUAAAUGUCUCAAGAAAAUUAUGGAUGAAGUUGAGACAAACCACAAAUUAAUCAAAACAUUAACUAAAGAAAAUAAUUAUAUUACUGCACUGUCACUAUCCAACAGGCAGGAUGUAAUGGAUCAAAUUAUGAAAGAAAAAGUUAUUGUUUAUGAAAACUAUCAAGAUGCAAUUGCAGAAAAUGAUGACAUUAUCCUGACAAAUAACUUUACAGAGUAUUUUGAUUCAGAAUCACUCUUCUUUUUGAUUAAAAUAUCUUCCACAACAGACCAUAAGCUUAGUGAAAUAUUAUCUAAUGCAAUCGGAGACUUAAGAUUCCACAUAACUUUUGGUUCCAGUAAAAAGUUGCUUAAAACUGUCAGUAUAAAAGUUACUGGACCAAUAAAGAAAACAAGCCUUUUAAUUCCAUUAAAAAACAAUAUGGUUGACACAACUGAAUUCAAUGUCCUUAUUAAAAUGCUGGCCAGUAUCCCAGGAGCUAUGGAUGCAAAAAGAAAAAUGUGGACAGUUUUAUACAGAAAAAAUGUUAAAUUACUCUCUGAACACUUUAUAAAAUUCAAUUUGAGAACAAAUAAACAAUUGUGCCUGAAAACACCACAAGUUUCAUUAGAUGAACUCAUAUUGCAAGCUGCCGAGAUCAAUUUUGGAAAUCUAUUUCACUUUAUUGAUACUUUAAAAGUGAAACCAGCAUCUAAAGAAUGGAAACUAUAUGUGAGAUUACCAGACGACUACCAAAACGUGUUCCUAAAUAAAGAUCUGUACACAAAACACUUGAAUUCGAAUAAAGUCAACUUUUUCUUAGAUCAAUUCACGUCAGACGAUUUCUUAAAGUCGAAAAGUAACUUGACUUUUAACAUUGGAAACGAAAAAGUAAAAGUCGAAAUAUACAACGACGGUUUUACAAGGCCGCUGUUAAAAAUAUUAAGCGAGAAUAUGAAAAUAGCUUUAAAUAUUAGAAACUUUUUGGCUGAUUUGAUUUAUUACGUUUUUACUGGUUUCAGUCCCGGAAAGGAAUUUGUACAUCUUUCAACAUACACUACACUGGAGAAUCUACAAAAAGCUGUAAGCGAUUGCGCUAGGGAUUCACCGCAGGAAGAUAUAGAAGAAUUGGUCGACAAGUUCGAAAGAGAUGUUGUUGGAGUUCUGCCCAUAUAAUAUUCUUGCAACUUUGCUUCAAUAUUGAUGCAACGGUUUACUCACGCGUAUUUAUCGG
Trichoplusia ni (cabbage looper) is the source of this 2460-nucleotide messenger RNA. RefSeq lists its product as uncharacterized. The coding region runs from base 177 to 2402 and encodes 741 amino acids. NCBI's taxonomy places the organism in Eukaryota, Metazoa, Arthropoda, Insecta, Lepidoptera, Noctuidae. The record is from RefSeq and is a predicted model, not a curated record. The transcript is spliced from 3 exons.